Molecule: messenger RNA, 1023 nt
Organism: Striga asiatica
Lineage: Eukaryota; Viridiplantae; Streptophyta; Magnoliopsida; Lamiales; Orobanchaceae
Source: the annotation of a GenBank genome assembly
AUGGCAGAUUGCCCCACCAUCCAACCUUCUCGACGAGGCCCUCGACGGCAAAGGCGGGCGGAUGAUCUUGGUAGAGGACUGUGUGGAGACCAGCGGAGCAUUUGUGGUACACCACCUACUGAAGCGCUCCCUCUCCUCCGACAUCCUCCUUGUUUUCAUCUCCUUUGCACACCCAUUCUCUCAUUACGAUCGAAUUCUUCGGAAAAUGAUAGUGACAGAGCAAAACUUAGGGAGGAAAGAUUUAUUUCAUUAUUUGGCGAGAUUCAGAGAGCUGUAGAGAUUUGUCUAUCACCUGAAGGCAGUCAGCAUGUUACUCUAAUGAUCGAUGAUGUAUCUCUUGUGGAAGUUGAUGCUAAUGGUUCGUCCAACCUCGUCCUGGAUUUUCUGCAUUAUUGCAACAGUUUAAGAGCGCAAUUUGGUUGUUCGCUUGUUGCCCUUAACCAUGAUGAUGUGUAUUCAACUAUGGACGAACCUAAACUGCUACUACAUAUGGAAUAUCUAGCGGACAUGGUGAUUAAGAUCGAGCCCUUGGAUACUGGUUUAGCUGCUGCUGUCCAUGGGCAGUUGACUGUUACUAACAGAGGACUUGAAGAUGGCAAAACAAGGAACAAAGUUCAAAACUUCCAUUUUAGGGUUAAGGAUAGUGGUGCUGAGUAUUUCUAUCCUGGGAGCAAGGGCUUUAAGUGAUUGACAAUGUAAGUGAUUGAUAAAACAUCAUUUAUAUGGAAAUUGUUUGUAGAACAUUUGGGUCGGCUUGAGCCUACCUAUUUAGUUUAGUUAGGUUUUUUUAUAUCUCUGUUGUGUUUUUAUUUUCUGCUUGAUGUUCGUAUUUGUUUUGAUAGGUAGAUUGGUUCUGUUAUCAUCUUUAUGAAAGAAAUUAUCUUCAAGCCUUUUGUAAGCAAUUAACUAAACUCUAUGUUCUUAAUUGUCUUCAAGUCUUUUGUAAGCAAUGAACUAAACUCUAUGUUAUUUAUUAGCUUGUAAUUCUCAUAGCACGUUGUGUUUAACAUGAAUAUAUUGUCG